Messenger RNA from Leptonychotes weddellii (Weddell seal), 527 nucleotides. NCBI's taxonomy places the organism in Eukaryota, Metazoa, Chordata, Mammalia, Carnivora, Phocidae. The record is from RefSeq and is a predicted model, not a curated record.
AAAAAUGCCCACGGCAAGGUCAUCAUUCUGUACGACGAUGACGAGAGGCUGGCCAGCCAGGCGGCCACCACCAUGUGCGAGCGGGGGUUUGAAAACCUCUUCAUGCUUUCCGGAGGUCUAAAAGUCUUAGCUCAGAAAUUCCCAGAAGGACUGAUUACCGGUUCCCUGCCAGCCUCUUGCCAGCAGGCCCUUCCUCCUGGCUCUGCCCGGAAACGAUCCAGCCCCAAAGUGCCGCCCCCACCAGCUGAGAAUAAAUGGAGAUUUACCCCAGAAGAUUUAAAAAAGAUAGAAUAUUACCUGGAAGAGGAUCAGGGUCCUGCGGACAAUCCCAGCCGGCUGAGCCAAGUGAACGCCGCUGGAAGAGACUCCAAGGUUCCAGGCGCCCGCAGCAGUCAGAACCUGCCCACCGGGGGCCCUGCUGGCCCCCCAAACCCCCGCUCACUCAGCAGCGGCCACCUGCAAGGCAAGCCCUGGAAGUAAAAACUUUGCCCGUCUUAGUCAAAUAAAUACUUCUUCUCCUUUCGGAA